AGAAGGAGAAAGAUCCCAAGGACUAGGAUAGCCCUUCCUGCUCAUGUAUUUCAAGGUUGUGCAGAGUACUCACCUCAGCCCGAGGAGUUGCCACCCGGUCCAAAACAGGCAGUUCGGCUGAAAUGCUUUUACUGAAGACAAAGGAGACAACAGGGAGUUGCAGGAUGGCUAUGACUGACGUGCUCAGCGCUGAGGAUAUCAAGAAGGCUGUGGGAGCCUUUUCAGCAGCUGAAUCUUUUAACUACAAGAAGUUUUUCGAGAUGGUAGGAUUGAAAAAGAAGAGCCCAGAAGAUGUGAAGAAGGUUUUCCGUAUUCUUGAUAAGGACCGGAGUGGCUUCAUUGAAGAGGAGGAAUUAAAGUUUGUACUGAAGGGCUUUACCCCAGAUGGCAGAGACCUAUCAGACAAAGAAACAAAAGCUCUUCUGGCUGCUGGAGAUAAGGACGGUGAUGGUAAAAUUGGUGCUGAUGAAUUUGCAACUAUGGUGGCUGAAUCAUAA
This is a messenger RNA of Cygnus atratus (black swan), 497 nucleotides long. RefSeq names its product parvalbumin (gene PVALB). The record is from RefSeq and is a predicted model, not a curated record. The transcript is spliced from 6 exons. The coding region runs from base 123 to 497 and encodes 124 amino acids. NCBI's taxonomy places the organism in Eukaryota, Metazoa, Chordata, Aves, Anseriformes, Anatidae. Gene Ontology annotation, molecular function: calcium ion binding. Gene Ontology annotation, cellular component: cytoplasm; nucleus.